Molecule: messenger RNA, 883 nt
Organism: Triticum dicoccoides
Lineage: Eukaryota; Viridiplantae; Streptophyta; Magnoliopsida; Poales; Poaceae
Exons: 3
Coding region: 213-551 (112 amino acids)
Source: RefSeq, a predicted model, not a curated record
GGGACUGCUAAUCACAUGGUUCGGUAGGCACACAACUUGUGCAGGUCUCGGGUAGCGUGCUGCAAUUCGAAUUUUGAACUGCUGCUUCAGUGAAUGCGAUUUUUUAAAUUGUAGUGGAUUGUUAUGCCAGGCAGGAGCACAAUAAAAAAGGAUGGUACAACCAGCCAGUUGGUUCUUGAAACUUUGUUCAGAACAGAGCAGGUAGAGCGUGCAUGGCUCCCGCGGCAGUCGUUGGUGAAGCAAGUGGUAAGACAACAACGACGGGUGAAGUUUCAGAAAAAAAAAGACGACGGGUGGUGCUGAGCAGCCUAGGGGCGAUGUCACUGAGGACGGCCAUGAAGCCGGAGGCGUGGACCACGACCGGCGAGGAGGGUGAAGAGCAGUGGGAUCAAGACGAGCGUGAGGUGUUGGAGUUUGAGGAGGAAGCAUGGAAGAUCUCCGCAAAAGGCGGGGAAUCUACCACGGUCAAACUGGCGGGUGAGGAGAGCUUCAGCGAGCACGAUCCAGCGGGUGCAGUCAUUAUGGACGAUGUACCAUCCUUCUUGCGAUAGCGUUGGCGGCGCUGAGAAGCUGGAGGAAUCAGACGCAGAGGUGAGCAGAGGUCCGGCUAAGCGACGGCGAACUGAACCAUAGAUGGACUUUUAUGUUGGGGAGAUAGCAACGUUGCCACUGACCAUUUUGGAUGGCACGUACGUUGUGUACUGAUUUGUUUUUCUGGUAAGUUGUUUACUGAUUCGUGACACCCUUGUGCGUGAAAGAAAUUUGUUGGGAGCAGGCUGUUCAAACUAAAGGAAUCCAAAAUCCCUAGCCUUUUGUAAACUGUUGUACAGCCAGAAACUUAAUGGCCCAUGGUUGAAAUGGCGUGGAAUGUUAAUUUGUGCAA